Molecule: messenger RNA, 843 nt
Organism: Fimicolochytrium jonesii
Lineage: Eukaryota; Fungi; Chytridiomycota; Chytridiomycetes; Spizellomycetales; Powellomycetaceae
Exons: 5
Coding region: 1-843 (280 amino acids)
Source: RefSeq, a predicted model, not a curated record
AUGAAGCUGUCGUUUGCCACAUUGGCGGCCGUCGCCGCGGUUGCCCUUCCGCCCACCGUCGUCGCGAAAGAAUGUCUUGACUGGCCAUUGGACAACGUAUGCGGUCUUGUGAAGAACAACGCGGGCCAGUCGCUGAAGGUUGCAAACGGAUGGGGAAGAAGCAACAAGGACAGUUACGACGAGUUCGAUGGGGAAACCACGUUCAAGAAAGUCACAGUGAACCCCAACCAAAGUAGCAAGGACCAGGGGGUCAAGGAUGCGGACGGUGUUUUCGUCCCCAAGGGCUGCAGGUUCACGUACGACCAAGAAACGCUGAAAGCAAAAUCGUACGACCACGAAUGGAGUCGGGAGGGUCGCGAUUCCGGCCUGUGGAUCAAGAUUCAAAGCAUCGAUAUCAUCACGGUGACGAGGAUCUCAUGUGCUUCUUCUGGCCCUACACAAGAUGCCAAAUGUACCAAUAUCGGUGGAAAGUGCCAGUACACCGCGAAUGCCUGCAGCGCUGGAUACUUGACAGGCUAUUGCCCUAGUUCCCAGGCCAACGUUAAGUGCUGCCCAAGCAAACCAAGCGGACCGGUCCAGGACACCCAGUGCAAAAACUGGAACGGUGUCUGUCAGAAUAGUUCCCAGGGUUGCAGCGGCGGUUACCGAGUCGGCUUGUGCCCCAGCUCCGGCAACAGCAUCAAAUGCUGCCUUUCCAUCAAGCAGGACAAUGCAUGCCUCGACGCCGGCGGUUUGUGCCAAGACAUCAACAAGAAGUCUUGUAAGAAGGGGUAUAUGACCGGCAAAUGCCCCAGCAGCGGCAACAACAUCAAGUGCUGCCCUACGACCUUCAUCAACACCUAA